Drosophila erecta is the source of this 3880-nucleotide messenger RNA. Its product is annotated as RNA polymerase II-associated protein 1. Lineage: Eukaryota; Metazoa; Arthropoda; Insecta; Diptera; Drosophilidae. The record is from RefSeq and is a predicted model, not a curated record. The transcript has 13 exons. Gene Ontology annotation, biological process: transcription by RNA polymerase II. The coding region runs from base 109 to 3756 and encodes 1215 amino acids. Gene Ontology annotation, cellular component: nucleus.
GUUAAGUGUCUGUAAAUGGCAACGAGUGUACGUGGUAUCUUUCGGAGAUGCGGCCACACUGCAGCCGACUUGUUUUGAAAUAAAUUUGGUUUUGUUUAUCCGGCUAAAAUGUUUAAAAAACUCAAGCCAGGUGAAAGUGAGGAGGAUGUUCUGCGAAUGGCAGCCGAGUUCAAUGCAGAGAGAGCGAAGGAUCCCAAUUUUCAGCCUGCAGCGGCUUUUGUGCGCAUGGAUAAAGCUCCUAAGAAGUCUAUGUUUGCCCAAAGACGGGAGCAGGCGAAAUUGGGACGUGUUACCACCGCUACGGAAAAACCCGAGGAGCAAAUUCAACCAGUGCUUAAAGAAAUCAUCCCAGAGAUUCCAACAAGUGUCUCAAAAGAACGUGGAACGCAUGUCAGCCAGGUUGUGCUUGACGAAAUCCAGGAAAACAUUUUGGGCGACGUGAAGGGCAGCAAAAUGAACCCAAGUUCCCUAGGCAAUGUGUUGGGCGAACUGGUAGAAAGAACUGGAGGAGCCAGGGGACCUGCCUUCCCAGAAACUAAAAAGGUCGGUACCGGCAAGCCGCUUAGCAUUUUCGCCAAACAACUUUUAGGAGCGAAAGCUUUAAAUGCGGAAAACUCAAAAAACGAGUCGCAUUCACCAAGAAAUGAUACUAGUUCCGUAAUAAAAGAUGCCAGGCUGGGAAAGGAGCUGCACCAGGAAAACCUAAAUGUACUCAAGCAAAUGAAUGAGCAAGACAUCUUGGCAGAGAAAGAAAGGUUGCUGGCUUCUUUGGAUCCUUCGUUGAUAGCUUUGUUGUCCAAGAAACGUCAAAGCACACAAAGUACCAAGCCGCUCAACUCGAAUUCACCUAAGAUAAUAGAAGCACCACCCAUGCCGACACAGUCUAUAAAAGUCCAAGAUCCACAAAUUGCUUCUUUACCCGAUUGCAAUCCAGCUGUUGAUUUAUUGCAGCAGAGCGACAAAGGAAAUUGGGUUAAUUUCAAUCUCGUCGAGGAACAUAAAUUGGCGUGGAUGCGGGAUAUUCCCGCUAAGAUAAGUGAAUUAAAGCCGGGAGAGCAGUUCAAUGCUCGCUUCGAUUGGAAAGGUGUGCUCCUGCCUCACACACUCAAGGAUCAGGAUGCUUUGAAACAACUAGAUGAGCGAGAACUUUAUUUACAUGGCGAGGAGGCAGAUCGUCCCGGCUACGCACUUCAAGAGCUGUUUCGAUUAGCCAGAUCCACUGUGUUACAGCAAAGAUUAUCAGCCUUUGGAGCCAUAGCUGGGAUUUUUAGCAUCUACAACCAGGGAUUCUAUGAUCAAGUGCUGUCUCUACCUAUAUCAAAAAUAUUCUUUCUGCUGCGCUUUGGGCUCGAUGACAAUGCCCCUGCACAACUUGAGGUUGUUAGCCGAGCUCUAGCAAACCUAUUUUAUAACGACACCGACGAAGUGCUUCUUGAUCAUAUUCAAGACAACGCCUACUGUCAUUGGCAACCAACCUUAGAGGUUAUGGGGAACGGCAGCGAUGGCAAAGGGGAAAAUACAGACACUAACUCCAUAGCAUUCCUGCAGCGUUACAUGAAGCUGCUGACCACCAGUAAAGCUGUGCGGGCGGAAGUGGAUGAAGAUGAAUCGGAGAGUCGGACCUCCAUGGAUGACUUUCAACUGGCUGAAACAGAUCUCAUUGACUGUUUGCUUAGAACAAAUAUAUUGCAAAGGAUUCGUUUCAUCUUGGACUCCGUAAAACCAGAUAAUUACACAGUCGAGUCCUGUCUGAAACUACUUAUAAGGAUAGCUCGUACAAGUACCAAAGUGGCUCGUCAGUUGGCCAAUGAAAGCCACCUUAUAGAUACACUCUUUAAACAUUUUCUACCCUCUUCGAGUGGAAGCAAUCAGUUCUAUGGCCAGCCGCAAGUUCUAUUUCUAAAACUAAUUCGGGUGUUGAUUUGCCAACACCUUGAUAUAGCUAAGAGCUUUUCUAAAGGAGUCCUGAUUGUGCGCCUUCAACAGUACUUAUUCCUUCAAGACAAUAAGGCCCAGAUGGUGCGCGUUCAGAUCGAGGCGCUGCGCAACCUGCGCUGCUUGCUGCUCUUGGGAAUCGUGGAUCGGGAUAUAUUCAGGCAGUUCCUUCCCGCGCUGCGACAGCUACUGGACUGGCAUGGCAAUCACUGCGCUUUUGAUGGAGUGGGCGGAUCAGGGCUGGUGCGCCAACACGCAGCCGCCCUGCUGGUGGCACUGGUGGCCAGUGGCGAGAGUGGAGCGUGCGACGUUGAGGGACAGAAGCUGCUCGUGGAGCCGCUUAACAAUUGCUGCUGCGGCUGGAUGCAUACUGCUUCCCGCGUCGCGAAGAUCAAAGAUUUUAGCCAGAUGACGCUGCUGAGCGCUGCUUUAUAUGCUGUAGGCUGGUUUUCUCGCAACAGCUUGUUGGGUACCACCAGUUUCCAGCCCUUCCUGCGCAGCAUCCUUCCGAAGUUUGUGCAGUCUAGCGGAUUCAUAGCUUGCGUACAUGACCUAGUCAAGGGCUCCAUAAUGCUGAAACGCCCUAUUGAUCGGCGCCACGUGCAUGCGGCGUUGCCUAACGUGGGCGCAGUGCUGAUGCACGACUACGGGCCGCAGUUGAUUGUCAGUGAGACGUAUCCGGUGAACCUGUUGAGUAACCUAUGGGCGCUGCUCGCCGUUUCGCUGGAGAGCGGUGAGAAGCCAUUGUUUGCGGCGCUUAUGCAACCGGCGGUGCUUGAACCUCUGGCCGAAUAUCUGCGCCAGCUUAGCAGCCAGCUGAAUCGCGUCCUGGCCACCAACUUCUUCGCCCGUAGCGAGCUGAGGCUAAUCCAUCAGCUGCUUACAACAGAUGGAAUGGAUAUCUAUCUGGAGCGACAGCAGAUGCUGCAGCUGGUGUACAACUACCUAUGCUGCCUAUCCACUGCCCAUGCUACGCAGAUCAAGAGCAUCUUUGAGCGCUUCAUUUUCAAUGGCGAUUUCGUCAAAUUGGACGAGACUAGUCUUAAACUGCUGCAGCAAUCCUGUCUGGAGAUGGUCUAUCCUCACAUAAUAGCUGACAACUCGGAGCCGUCGCUAUCCUUGAACUACACACAAGCGCCCAUCCUGCCCACGGACUGGCCCUUUUUUCAGCUUCGAGUUAUCCUCAGCAAUUACUUGCAAAAUGUGCAACAGCGCCCAGCGACUAUAUACUCAGAAAACCAGGUGGUCAGCAUGACGUUGACUUUCGUCCGGCAAUUGGAACGACAGGGACUGCAGAUUGUUAACUCGCUAGAAAAGCUUAUGUACUUGAUGAUUGCCUUCAUGGGCCCGGACUCACAGUUCCUUUCUCCUGAUUUGCAUGACCUGCUGCGUGAUUGCCUGAUGGAUUUCUACAGGGAGAACGCAACCCAUGAAUUCGACUUUGAUGCAGAACUUGUGGAUAAGGCCAGGUUCGAACCGCUUUACUAUCUGUUUCUAGAACAUUUUGAGGCGGCCAGCUAUGGCGAUGAACUGUUUAGUUCGCUGGUGCUGGUGCCUUUGGCACAGAAAUAUGAUAACAAGUGGCGAAGGCGUCUCUGGUCGGAGCAUGUGCAGGCUGUUCGUUUCAUAAACUGUGAUGAGACUUUGCUGAUGGGUGGACUGUCUGCAUACUUGGAGCCCGUGGAGGAGGAGCCUUCGUUGGUGAAACUGUACGGCGAUGCAUUGGCGCAAAAGAUGGUUCGUCCUGGGAGCAUUGCCUAUCGUAUAGCCCAGCACCACUUCAACCACUCGACGUCGGUGCAUAGGACCACAUUGUUUUGAUAAUCGGAACAUUAAUUGUAGAUAGGAGCUCUUCACGCGACUGCGAUAAACGUACUUAAUUAGGGAAUUUAAAGUCGUUUUCAUGUGACAAUACUCUAUUUAUAAAGCAGCUGAUUUGGGUUUA